AACAAUAAUGGUAGAUUGGAGGAUGGCCAAUGAGACAGAGAAAAGAGACGGUGCUGUUUAUUUAUCAGAAUGUGUCAACGGAUGCUUGAGAGUGGUGUCAAUGUCGAGCACACAUGGUGCUGGCCUGGCCCGGUAUCCAGACCCAAAGCUCUUCAUAAGGGAUCAGCACCCUGAGUCCCAAGUUUCAUCUUCCAGAGAGAAGGCGGAGGAAGCUGGAAGUUUCUUUAACCCGCAGCUUGCUUCUGAAGAUUCUGCGGGAUGCAUUAGGGUGCGAGUGGUUCCCAUGGAUGUGAAUGGCUUCCCCAGCAAUACUUUCUUAUCUGCCUUGCUCAUCUCUCAUGGACUGGAUGCGCUCUGCCAUUCCUACUCGCCAUUGAUCCACCAGGGGACAGGUUGAAUACCAAGCGAAUUUUGUUUAUGUGGCUUGCGCCCGGUUUCGUCAGCAAGGGACACUAGGUGGAUGUGGGCAACUGUGCCCAGCUGGAUCAAGCCGCAUCGGGACACACGAAAGGCACACGCCUCAAAUAUCUGCCACCGGGCUCAGUUCGCCUCGUGUGUCAUGAGCCACGGCCACGCACAAGGAGAAUGGCGGUGCACCUUCCCAUCCGGUUCACAAAACCUGCAGCCAUCACCUGAGAGUAAUUCACAACCUUCGACACCCACAACAUGAUGAUGGUAAAAUGCCUUUUUUCACUGUGGUAUGCUUGUUUCUUAACCAUCUCCCCUGGGCGCCACUGUAUUUCAUAGGUUCUUAUUGAAAACAUUUUGAAAAACAUGUCACUAAGUUGGUUUUUUUUUUUUUUUCCAUGUCACUAAGUUUUUGAGUGUUGUGUCCUAAUCUCAUUUUCCCCAUAAACCCUGUGGUUUUUACUGUGUGAUUUUGCAUAGUGCAGUGCUAUUUAGGAACCCAUAUGUCACAUUAUAGCAGAACUGACCAUAUUUGUUCCAGUCAUUCGGCAAAAAGUGAAAGUUUUUGUUCUCUCUCUCCCCUUUAAAAUAUGUGUUUCCUGGGUUCGUUAGAACCUCUCCUAGUUCUCAACUAGUUUAACAUAAAAUAACAUUCACCAUCACCCAUACAUUUGGUUUUAUAAAACCAUAGAUCUCUUCAUAUUGAAUAAUCUCAAUAAAUGUUUGUUGAA
This is a messenger RNA of Lynx canadensis (Canada lynx), 1139 nucleotides long. RefSeq lists its product as uncharacterized. The transcript has 4 exons. Bases 8 to 397 code for a protein of 129 amino acids. The record is from RefSeq and is a predicted model, not a curated record. NCBI's taxonomy places the organism in Eukaryota, Metazoa, Chordata, Mammalia, Carnivora, Felidae.